UCGUUCUUUCCCGCCAUGUCCUUCGCGGAGAGUGCGAGGUCUGUGGCCGCGCGACGGCGCCGCCAGGUCACCCCGGGCCCCGUGUCGCGGCCUGUGUAUUCCGACUUCACUCACGGGGAUGGCUGGGGUGUGGGCGAAGACAGCGAAGACGAGGGGUGCGACCAAGUGGCCCGCGAUUUGCGGGCGGAGUUCUCAGCCGGGGCGAUGUUGGAGCCCAAGAGGGCCCCGCUGCUCCCGCCGGUCGGGGACGGGUCACCUGUCCUGCCCGAGAAGCGCAACGGCAUCUUCCCGGCGACUGCGGCCGCCAGAAGCCAGGCUCGGCGGUGGCCCGUCCAGGUCCUUUCCAUUCUCUGUUCGCUGCUCUUCGCCGGCCUCCUUGCUUUCCUCCUCGCCAUCGCCUAUCUGAUCGUUAAAGAAUUGCAUGCAGAAAAUUUGAAGAAUGAAGAUGAUGUAGAUACUGGGCUGUUAGGAUUCUGGUCUCUGCUGACACUAUCUCUAACUGCUGGAUUCUCCUGUUGCAGCUUCUCUUGGACAGUGACUUACUUUGAUUCUUUUGAACCAGGAAUGUUUCCGCCUACUCCUCUUUCACCUGCUAGGUUCAAGAAACUGACUGGACAUUCUUUCCACAUGGGCUAUAGCAUGGCAAUUUUGAAUGGUGUUGUAGCUGCUCUUACUGUGGCGUGGUGCCUCAUGUAAACCCACAAUGGAGAAGUAUUGUUGGUGAAAGUCCUGAUUGUCUUAUAAUAUCUGAAACAAACAUUGUCUACUCAGAAGACAAGAAUAUGAUUUAGCUACAUACCAUCAUCAUCAUUAUGAAGACCUUAUACCAGCAUUUCAGAAUCUAGGCAAUGGAAAAAUUUGAGUACUUUCAAAUACUUCUUAAAAGUGUAAGAUGUUUACCUCAUCUUUUUACUUUUGUUUAUGUAGUUUUUAUCAGUAACAGAAAAUAUUUUAAUGUAAAUCAAACUUGGAAACUUGAAUACAGGAUAAUGCCUACCUUUCUAUGUAUACUCCAUUUUUUGCUAACAAAUGUUGAUAUUACUGCUUUGAGAUAAAAGUAUUUAUUCUUUCUGUAUUUCAUUAAGAAAACAAUGCUGACCUGCUGAACCAGGUUCUGUGGGUUGGAAGCCAAUCUAUAGCUAUACAGUGAGACCAUUUCAAGAAAAAGAAGAAAGAAAACAAUGCCUUUUACUUUUUACAUUUUGUGGAAACUAUAUCAAUUUUUGAUAAUCAGUAGAAUGCAAAUGUGCAUUUAUAUUUUUAUGGAGUAUACCUAGGGGUUUUAUAUAUUUUCAUAAUAUUGAAUUUGUUUUUAAAAUGAUUAUAUUUAUACUUAUAUGGCUGCAGAUUUUAUUUCUUAGCUGGUGUAAACUUGUUCUUUACUAAGUAUUGUUUCUUUUUUUUUUUAAGCAUUAAAGCACACUGGUUUGAGUUUAAGAUUAUGUAAAUUUAUUUUUUACAAAAAGAUACUGAAAAUUCAGGGUAAACUCUUUGUCAAGAAAUUUGAGACUGUUAACCAUUUCUAUUUUCUACAAUUGAAAAUAUUUAUUUUGAUGUAUAUAUCAGGGCAACAAAACUUGUACUAUUUUGUUUUUAGUAAAUGAAAACCUGAAUGUUUUUUUUUAGAAAUGUUUGAACUUUGUAAUUUUUAAUCUCAAGAAUAUAGAUGCCAAAGUAGAAAA
Molecule: messenger RNA, 1682 nt
Organism: Phodopus roborovskii (desert hamster)
Lineage: Eukaryota; Metazoa; Chordata; Mammalia; Rodentia; Cricetidae
Gene: Arl6ip6
Product: ADP ribosylation factor like GTPase 6 interacting protein 6
Exons: 4
Coding region: 16-696 (226 amino acids)
Source: RefSeq, a predicted model, not a curated record